Messenger RNA from Vespula pensylvanica (western yellowjacket), 1406 nucleotides. RefSeq lists its product as uncharacterized. The record is from RefSeq and is a predicted model, not a curated record. Lineage: Eukaryota; Metazoa; Arthropoda; Insecta; Hymenoptera; Vespidae. The transcript has 4 exons. The coding region runs from base 103 to 804 and encodes 233 amino acids.
UUACGUUUCUUUAACCGUCAACCUCUUGACUUACCUUAAGGAAAAGAAAAAGGAUCAAAAAAAAAAAAAAAAAAAAAGAAAAAAAACAACGAGUGAGACAAGAUGAUCCUGCUGCCACUGACCUUGGUAUUGGUCCUCGCAGCGAUCUGCAACGCAGAACCAGCGAUUAAUGAAGUUAGACCACACAGUAACAGGCCAGGAAGAUUCUUAUCUCUUCCGAUUCCGCAAAAAUGUUCGAACCGACCUAAACAAUUCAAUUUCCGUGGUCACAACUACUUCUACAGCGGACACGUGCCCGCUCACGCUAAUCAAAAAGUCGAUUGGCUAGAUGCUAGAAAUAUUUGCAGGGAAUAUUGUAUGGAUCUAGUAUCUAUGGAAACUCAAGAGGAGAACAAUAUGAUCUUCAGACUUAUACAACAGAACGAUGUCCCGUAUAUUUGGACAUCCGGUCGUCUUUGUGACUUCAAGGGAUGCGAAAAUCGACGUGAUUUGGAACCUAAAUCAUUGUACGGUUGGUUCUGGUCGGCAAAUCGUGAAAAAAUGGCACCAACCAAUCAGAUACCACCUGGUUGGGGCUUCAAUCCUUGGUCCCAAACUGGACACAAGAAAGUUAGACAGCCUGAUAAUGCGGAAUUCGAUAUCAAUGGUACCAACGAGUCCUGUUUGUCUGUACUUAACAACGUUUACAAUGACGGCAUCGCUUGGCAUGAUGUUGCUUGCUACCACGAGAAACCUUUCGUUUGCGAAGAUUCCGAGGAGCUCCUCAAUUAUGUCGCAAAUACCAACCGUGGUAUCCGUCUGUGAGAGGUCUACGCCUCCACAGGCCAACGUGAUAUCACGACGGUCCUUCUCAUCAGCAUCAUCAACACCCACCCUUUUUUCCUUCUCUCUGCUUUUACAUUGCAAACGAGACACAUAAACAUAAUAAAAUUUUCAAUGAAACAGGUGUACACGUGAUGAAACAAUACGAUCUUAAUAAUCACGAAGAAACUUAUUCUCACUUAAUUAUUCUUAAUUGGUCUUUUUUCUUUUAUAAAGAAUUUUUUCUCUCCCAGAAAGAUGAAAAUUAUUCAUAACGCUGCUAGUAAUUGCGUGCUCUAAUUACCUUCGAUUGUCUGUGAUAGCAAAAUGAGUAUUAACUUUUAACAUAACAGAAACUUCGAUCUUUUGAUACAAAAUUGUAUGUACUAACGCAACGUGUAUCUAUGUAACGUGUCUCGUCGUUGCAACUUUUCCUUCCUUCUCAUUAUCCGAUGAAGUUCAGCUAUAACUCUUGCACUUCGUCCAAUGUGUAAUUACGAUAUUUCCGAUAAAGAGUAAUUCAUUAUGUACACGUAUUUAUUGAUAGAUAUCUGGCUGACAGUUUCUGUACAUUUAUGAAUAAAUCGUAAACGUAGGUCUAGUAA